Molecule: messenger RNA, 1713 nt
Organism: Radiomyces spectabilis
Lineage: Eukaryota; Fungi; Mucoromycota; Mucoromycetes; Mucorales; Radiomycetaceae
Exons: 3
Coding region: 258-1403 (381 amino acids)
Source: RefSeq, a predicted model, not a curated record
UUCUUUUUCAUUCUCUCUCUCUCUUCUUCUUUUCGCUCCCAUAUUCAUUCUUCUUUCCCUUUUUUCCCUUUUUUUUCAUUCUCUUGUUGUUUGCCGAUAUUGUCAGAUCAUUAUAUUAUUUCCAUCCAAAAUUCGAUUCGCGGAUUCAUCUGUUUUUUUUACACCUUUAAGCAUCCAGCUUUUCUAUUAAGUAUUGAUAAAAGCGGUUCUAUAUUGACGCCGAGCAAUUUUCUUCACGGUAUCCUUAUUUUACACAAAUGAUUGUAAAAACCAUGACGUGCGACCAACGGAGCGUGGAUAUGCAGGCAACACAUGCAGGUGCUCGUCACAGCAAAAACAAGGAGAACCAUCUGUUAAUUACGGCACGGUCGCAACGAGCAAAAUGUCAGCAGGCUCAGCGCACGGUCCCUUCCAGUGCUUGUAAUCCAAACAGCCGUUCACCAUCAUCUGCGGUUGAACAGCGCCGAAAAUCCACCGUCUCAGUUGACAUCACGUUGCCGGAAGAAUGGUUAAAACGCAAUGUCACUUGGCAACGCAAUGUGUGGAAAAAGGCUGUUGUCAAGCGAUAUCUUGAUGGGACUUUUGAGAUUACCGUGCCACAAAAUUUAACGCCUGAAGAAGAACGAUACGAAUUCCCGCCAAGAUCUCGGUUACUGAAAAAACUGGCCACAUCCAAAGCUGAAAAGCGGAGAAUGUCCGCCACCAUCACCGAGCCAAACGUUUCAGACCACGACGAACUGGCGAUGGCUGAGUGGUUCUCCAAAGGGGUCACUAAGCAACAUCAACAACGUCAACAACAACAAUUACCCAAAAGUGUUACAAUUAAGCGAUCACGCGUUUCAUGUAGAUCCUUGACUGACAACAACUCGCCAAAACCAUCUUCGUUACUCCAUUGGUGGUCUACCGGAAGUGCCACGACAGAAUUACACGAAAUCCAACUUCAGAGUAACAUCGGGAAACGUUGGACAGCCUCGGCCGCCGCAGCUUCAGUCACCCAACGAUUGCCUGUACCGAGCCCCAAUCACAGUGCCAAAAAACAUUACAUACCAAAAAAGUUACUCCACCCGUCCAGUCCUAAACAAAACGCAUGGACCAUACGCAGCACACUUCCAAGCGCCGAUUCAUCACCUGUCCAAGCGCCUCAUCCACCACCGGUGGUCGCACAAACUCAGACAUGGCCGCUGAAAACCUGCAAAAGGCUUCCCGAGAAAAAUAUUCAUCUCACCAGUGUCCUGCAACUAGCAGAAACAUUACACCAAACACUAGAGAAACAGCAUCAACAGGCACGGAUGCGCAUGCAAAAGUUGGAUAAUCUUCUUCGUGAAGAACAGCGGUCACAACACCGUUCCAUAGCGAAAAUGGAAAGGAUCCUUCCUCAAAGUCGAAGAACACCAGUCAACUAACUCUAGUUAUUGUGAUGGCGUCCGGUUUUGUCGGAUCGCAUAUUAUCGCUCAGAGAUACCUAUCAGCCCCAUGCUCCUGGUAGCAAGGUUGUCUCGGAAGGAACACAUCUUGCACACUGUGUCGUGCUUGCCGACUGCUUUUUUUCCAGAGUAUACCAAUGUAUGAAAAUACCCAGUCAAUAUACCGCCCACAAUACGACGGUACCCACACAGAACUGUAAAAUAUGUAAAAAUGAUAUAAGCUGUACCAUAGUAAAUAAAUACAAAUGCAUGCGCACAACAGCAACCCGCAUUCGCACACACGGUGCAC